AUGGACUUUCGACCGAUAGACAAUCCUUUCGCCAUCGAGACCUUGGGGGAGCCAUCUUUCUUCAAACUCCAGUCUUUGGAGCCGCUGGAACGUUUUCCUUGGGACGACAGCCUACCAGACCUGGCUCAUGGUAACUUUGAAAACCAAUCGCACGUUUUCCUUAAGGAUGAAUCAAACAUUUAUGCAUUGAAUGUAUUUGGAAAUGAUUUCUCAGAUUCAGUCGACUCACUUCCUGAUUCAUCUCUGUCGAGUUGCUCAGACGAGAAACAAAGUUUCGACUCGGACCGAUGGAGCGAGAUUGAAGAUAUCUGGGAACUAAAAAGCAUCUCUGAACCUUUUCGAGAUGAAGCCCUGCUUAAAUCCUGGGAUACCUUUCCUAAUCACCGCCGAUCACAUCAAAUAUCUGGUCCUGCGUAUCUAAGUGAGGCUGGCUCAGCUGGUUUCGAUGCUGCUCUCGCCUUUCAGUCGAGCCAGAGUGGCCUUGAAGACUCGGGGCGGGUAGUAAGGACGGAUAUAUUUAUGCUAGCCCUUUUCAAACUGAGCAUCGGCUGGAACUCUAUCUUCUUUCGAUUCAAUGAGCAAACGCGGAAAUUCGAAAAGUCGAUGAAAGACGUACGCAUAUCGGGGAUAAGCCUGCCAUCCUUGGACACAUUCAUUAAUGAAGUUUUAGAGUCUGGAUCUCAGACUCGCCAGAUUAGAAGGUUUCUUUCUUCUAUGCCUACUAGGGCCGAAGCACCUGCUGCCUUGGCUAAUCUCUCCCGUGCAGUUUAUGUAUCACUGUAUUCCCUUGAAAGUCAGCUUUUUGAGCGAUUCAAGUCCAAACCAUCCCUCCUGGAGAGCCAAACGCUCCUCAGACGCUCACACUGUAUGGUCAAGUGCCUUGCGGAUAUAAUUGAGACUGUGGGCGUCGCAACAACGGAAGCCGAAGUCAUUUCAUCCAUAUUUGCCAAGUGCGACCAUCUUUCUCAAGAGUUUCUCUGGCUGACUGAUAUUUUGCAUGAAAUACUGAGUGCAACAGCGGGAAGCUGGCUCCUCCGCAUUGCAACAUCGAUCGGCCUCCAUAACAAUAAUAUUGAACCUGUUAAACCAUCCGGGAGCCAUCAGCUGCAUGGGAUAAAAGGCGGCACAGAAUUAUUGCAAGGUUUCGAAACAGAAUUGGGCAUUAUUUGUCCUACAAUGCCCAGCAUUGUGAGUUCUGAGCAUUCCGACGCAAUUCUUGAGAGCACAAAAAGCCUUCAUUUUCUACGUCGUUUUCACCCCGACCACCCACUGGCUCAGCCAUUGAGACCCGAGAAACCGCCCCGUCCGCCUUUAGAAUGUGGGUUUACAUGGAAUGAUAUGGAUCGCAUCCAGAAAAAAGCAAAGGAUUAUGAAGAGGGGAUGCGCCUGGAAAUUCUGAAGUAUAGUCGAAAGAUCCAAGGGGUGGCGGAUCUGGGACAAGUAGGGACAUCUCUGACAACGGAAGGAGAAAAAGAGACAGAGCAACGCGAUAGUGAUGAGCCGAUCAGAAACGUCUUCGAACUUUCGGAUUUGGACCCGGACGCCAACCGAACCCCUGUUCUCGAGCAUCGAGACUCUCUUUUCUCUCACAAGCUUCACCAGCUAAUUUCGAAAAGCCCUUGUGUGAACAUUGAGGAAAGUCUGGGCGUCGACUUACCCUUUGGCCCGCCAUUAAUGUCAACACUCUAUAUAUCUUUUGCGUCCCCUAUAUCGUCGCAGGCUCGUCUUAUUAACUUUUCGUGCCUUCAUCUUCUUUUCAAAAAGCAUAAACUAAAGGAACACCUACAUUUACAGUGGCGCUUUCAGCUCCUUGGAGAUGGUGCAUUUUUAUCCAAAUUGUCUACAACGCUUUUUGAUUCCAAUGUACAGAGUAGCGAGAGAAAAGCUGGGGUCGCUCGUGGCGGCACGUCCACAGGCCUCCGUCUUGAUAGCAGGGAUACUUGGCCGCCUGCGAGCUCUGAGCUCCGGUUGGUCCUAAUGGGUUUACUGGCCGAAUGCCAUGCUGAAUAUGCGAAACCCGGCUGCUCUACACAGUUGGGAACGCAAAGUCCAGCCAAAGAACUCCCCGGAAAACUAAGCUUUUCGAUUCGAGAGCUCUCCGACGAAGAGCUCAUAAAGUGCAAGAAUCCGAACUCCGUUCAAGCACUCGACUUCCUUCGCCUUCAGUAUACCCCCCCUCCCAUGCUGGAAAGCGUUAUCACGUCUCGAAGUCUCUCCAAGUACGAUCGCAUUUUUAAGCAUCUGCUUCGGCUACUAAGGCUUCUCUCCGCAACCCGUGGUCUUGUUCGAAAGUUGUGCAGUCUACCUUGCGAACAAAAGUUUGCCUUUGAAGCAUUGCAUUUUGUGGAAGCAAUUGGCGAGUAUUGUUUUCAUGUCUGUGUGGGCGGCCUGUGGCACAAAUUCGAAAGGACAUUGUCCAGGAUUGAGAAAUGUAUUGAUGAAGGGGAUAUUGAUGGCACUAUUGAGCAUGCGAAAAGCCUUAGUAGACUUAGGGAGCAUCACGAAGAUGUCCUCGAUCAGAUGCUUUUCGCUAUGCUGCUGAGCAAGAAACACGCAAACGCAAAUGCUCUUUUGGAAGAAAUCUUCGGCACCGUGCUCACCCUUUUCUUACAGUCAAAGUCAAGACAUCGAGAGCGUUCACCUAUUUUCUACGAACGGUCAAUCCGGGAACUACAUUUGGUCUUUAGAAAGCAGGUCAGAGGUUUCAUUAGCUUUUUGAGCAGUUUGGGGAAUGUGAAAUCUACGUUCAAAAAGGCAAGACAUCAUGACCUAGCGGAAUGGGGUACGGGACAAGAGGCAAAAGUCGAUAUCGAUAGUGUUUUUGAUAAAUUACUCUUGAAACUCGACAUGACCGGAUUCUACCGCACAUAG
Messenger RNA from Uncinocarpus reesii 1704, 2871 nucleotides. RefSeq lists its product as uncharacterized. The transcript is spliced from 2 exons. Gene Ontology annotation, biological process: meiotic cell cycle; spindle assembly; mitotic cell cycle. Gene Ontology annotation, cellular component: centrosome; equatorial microtubule organizing center; gamma-tubulin complex. The coding region runs from base 1 to 2871 and encodes 956 amino acids. The record is from RefSeq and is a predicted model, not a curated record. Gene Ontology annotation, molecular function: microtubule minus-end binding; gamma-tubulin binding. Lineage: Eukaryota; Fungi; Ascomycota; Eurotiomycetes; Onygenales; Onygenaceae.